Messenger RNA from Lachnellula hyalina, 2358 nucleotides. It is a transcript of the gene ssl3, whose product is annotated as MAU2 chromatid cohesion factor-like protein. The transcript is spliced from 3 exons. Bases 1 to 2358 code for a protein of 785 amino acids. Gene Ontology annotation, molecular function: protein binding; double-stranded DNA binding. NCBI's taxonomy places the organism in Eukaryota, Fungi, Ascomycota, Leotiomycetes, Helotiales, Lachnaceae. Gene Ontology annotation, biological process: mitotic sister chromatid cohesion; maintenance of mitotic sister chromatid cohesion. The record is from RefSeq and is a predicted model, not a curated record. Gene Ontology annotation, cellular component: SMC loading complex; chromatin.
AUGUCUUUCAAAGGGGCUCCGGAGCCUAAUAAUGGCUACUGGAAUAGCCACGAACCUCCGAAUACAUACGGCCCUCAAGAAACGCGUUUACCAUACCAGCAAAAUGCACCAACGUCAUAUCCCCCCCCAGUGAACGAAGCUCAACCAUACCACCAAGCUGCUCAGCAUUCGUAUGGCAUGAAAGAAUAUACCUCGAACGAGUACUACUCGCCUUCCACUAUUCAACCCCAGGCCAUACAACCGCAGUUCAUCGCUCCCGCUCAAAUGUUCCAACAACCACCCCCGUCAGCGACGCAUCUGAACCCUUCCUCCCUCAGUCGAACACCUUCUACGCCGUCCUUGAAGACCUCUGACAGUAUGGGGAAUUCACAGAGUGAUAUGCAGCAGCCCGAUAAAGCCAUGCUUCUAUUAGCCCUAGCGGAGGAAUACUUCGAGGCAGCACAUGCUCUUGCUCCCUCCACAGUCUUCUCCAUGACUCCGACCAACGUUGACACAUACGAACAUUUGAUUGCUACCGGACUUGCAUGUUUGGAUACUGCCUUGAAGCGCGUGAAAUUGUCUCCAAGGCUAGAAGCAAAUGUGCGGUUGCGAUAUGCGGGGGUGCUAUAUGAAGAGACGGAGAACACCAUGGAGGCUGAGACUGCACUGAGUAAAGGCAUUGGAUUGUGUGAAAGAAACCAUUAUUUCGAUCUCAAAUAUGCGAUGCAGUACCUACUAACCCAGCUCAUGGCAAAGAAAAAUACAAAGGCAGCAGUGAAAGCGUUGGAUGGACAUAUAUCAGAAGCCGAAGCCUACCAGCAUGUUUCUUGGGUCUAUGCACUUCGAUUUCUGAGAGCCUCUUAUGCUUUGGAAUCAAGCAAUCUAGCAGACAAGCAUCUUGCUAUUCAGAACCUGCAGAAAAUUGCAGAACUUGCGACUAGACAGGGCGAUCGAGCUAUCCAUUUAACAACUUCUGUGAUGGAAGCGAUGGUGCACCUAAAGUCAACGGGUCCAGAAUCAAUAGAGCAAGUCCAAAGAGCCCUCGCCGCAGCACGAACACACCAAUUUGAUGCAGGGAAGAGCAUACCUCAGCUCAUGGGAUUGACUUGCAUUAUUGAUGUGAUGUGUAGCAUUCGACAAGGAAAUCCGCAACAUGUUCUGACCAAGUUGAAAGAGAUGCAAGCGACAUUGGACCAGAUCAUCAAUGACCCAAUCUGGAAUUCCCACAACGAUGUGAUAGCGAUUCCAAUCAACAGAACGCCCAGGAGCUCUCAAACUGUUAGUCAUGAGACCAGAGCGGUAUUGGGUAUUGGUGAAGAUGGCCGAGACAAUCUUAUGAUGACUUUCCUGAACAAGAGAGAUACAUACGCCAUUACGUUAGAUAUGCACCCCUUUCUUGAUAUGCGCGAGCUAACAGCAGUCAAUAGUUAUUUGAUUUGCGGAAUAGUCUUGCUACACAAGAACCCAAUUGAUCAGAAGGGCGUAAAAUACCUUGACACCGGAUUAGAGUUCUUCACAAAGGAUACUAAGACGACCAAGAUUAAAUCUGGUCUUUUACCAGACCUUGUUGAAAAACAAGAAUGGCGGGGAAGUAUUCUGUGUUACUUUCGCCUCUAUCUUGGUUUCUCUGCGGCUGCUCGUGCCGACUGGGAGCAGGUUCGACGAAACAUAGAUGAAUUAAAGUCUACGGCAAAAAGUUUCGAUAUUCCGAUUUCGGGGCCAUUGGAGUGUCUCACAAUGUAUCUUACCGGCGUUUACUACCAAGGCGUGGGAGAUCUUGACGCGGCGUUGCACAUAUAUCAGGACAAAAGGUUCAACCUGCCCACUGCGAAAAAUCCAAAUGCAACGUCGGCGGACCAAGUUGAGCAUGACUUUGCUCUUUUAGCCGCUCUCAACACUCUCUGGAUUCUCCAGGAUCCAAAGCGCCAAAUUGCGGACAAAAGUACAGCUAUGAUUGCAAGACUUGAGCCAAUUUGUUCCAAACAUCCAAAUCGAGAUAUUCAGACAGCAUUCAACUUGGCCAUGGCGACUGUCAAGACAAAUCCUCCAGCGCAGCUAUUUACCAUCAAAAAGUAUCUUGGGGCUGCGCUAGCCGGAGCACAAGCGACGGUCAACACGCAAUUUCUCUGCAUUACUCUCAAUGUCAUGUGCAAUAAGUUUUUCGCCAAUGUGGUAGGCCAGCAGGCAGAGAAGAGUGCGCAGGCUGCUUCGGUUCAAGCACAAAAGAGUGGGAACAUACUCUGGAGGAGUGUGGCCGAUGGAAUGUUAUCUCGGUGUUAUGAGGUCCAAGGGAAGAACGUGGAAGCUCAAUCUUCGUUGGAGAACGCACGGCAGUUCGCGCAGAUGGCAUCUUCACAAAUGGUGAGGCCUAUUGAAUGA